Molecule: messenger RNA, 3754 nt
Organism: Vigna radiata var. radiata (mung bean)
Lineage: Eukaryota; Viridiplantae; Streptophyta; Magnoliopsida; Fabales; Fabaceae
Product: pentatricopeptide repeat-containing protein At3g49170, chloroplastic
Exons: 1
Coding region: 233-2710 (825 amino acids)
Biological process (GO): RNA modification
Molecular function (GO): RNA binding; zinc ion binding; protein binding
Source: RefSeq, a predicted model, not a curated record
CUGAUUGAUGCUUUUCACUUCGCCGAUACCGACACCGAUCACGUCCCUGUGGCUCUAGACCAUGCAAAUCAAAGGAACGAAAAAGGAACCAAAUUUCAAAUCAGUUUUCACACAAAGACAACUUUGCCCUUAAUGACAAAUGAGUGACAUUGGUUCCACCCGUGUCAAAGAAUUAUUAUUGAUUUGAAAGAAUGUGAAUGUGAGGUAGAAGAGAAACAAUAAAGAAAUAUUGAUGGCGAGCUUAAGCUUCCUGUGUGUUCAGUGGCGAAUUCAUGGGCAUGGCCCCCGAGGUUCAGAACUCCGCAAAGCCAUCUCCACGCUUGACCUGACGCUACAGCCGGAGGAAGUUGGUAGCCGUCAGAAACUUAUAAACUCCUCCCUUCUCCUCAAAGCCUGCAUCAGGUCUGGUAACUUGGAGCUUGGUAAACUCCUUCACCACAAGUUGAUUCACUCUGGACUCCCCCUUGACUCUGUUCUUCUCAACUCACUAAUUAGCCUCUACUCUAAAUGCGGGGACUGGCAAAGCGCGCUUUCAAUAUUCCAAGGCAUGGGCGAUAACAGAGACUUGGUCUCCUGGAGUGCUCUCAUCUCCUGCUUUUCAAAUAACUCCAUGCACUCCCAAGCCCUUCUUACCUUUCUUCACAUGCUCCAAUUCGGGAUUUUUCCAAACCAAUAUUCUUUUACGGCCUCAAUUCGAUCUUCUUCUAAUGCUCAAUAUUUUUCUAUUGGCCUUGUAAUCUUUGGCUUUUUAUUCAAGACCGGAUACUUUCAUUCUCAUCUCUGUGUUGGUUGUGCCUUAAUAGAUAUGUUUGCCAAAGGCAAUGCUGAUAUCCACUCAGCACGCAUGGUGUUUGACAAAAUGCCGGACAAAAACCUUGUCACUUGGACUUUGAUGAUUACUAGAUAUGCUCAACAUGGUUUUCUCAGCGAUGCAAUUGAUUUAUUCUGCAGUCUGUUGGUAAGUGAGCACACACCUGAUAGGUUUACUCUAACUAGUCUCUUAUCGGCCAGCGUGGAGAUGGGAUUCUUCUCACUUGGUAAGCAAUUGCAUUCUUGGGUUAUCCGGUCUGGACUGGCUUCAGAUGUCUGUGUGGGUUGUACUCUGGUGGACAUGUAUGCAAAAUGUGCAGCAGAUGGAUCAGUGGAAAGUUCUAGGAAAGUAUUUAACAGCAUGCCUCUUCAUAAUGUUAUGUCUUGGACUGCUCUCAUCUCUGGAUAUGUCCAGGGCAGAAAAGAGCAGGAAGCCAUGGAACUGUUUUGUAACAUGCUUCAUGGUCAUGUUGCACCAAAUUGCUUCACAUUCUCCAGCGUCCUCAAAGCUUGUGCAAACCUUCCUGAUUUUAGCUUCGGCAAACAACUGCAUGGUCAGACAAUUAAACUGGGCCUUUCCGCAAUUAAUUGUGUGGGGAAUUCUCUUGUUAACAUGUAUGCAAGGUCUGGAAGUACGGAUUGUGCUCGAAAAGCUUUCAAUAUCUUAUUUGAAAAGAAUUUAUUUUCGUGCAGUACAGCUAUUGAUGCACAUGCAAAAGCAUUGGAUUCUGAAGAAUCUUUUAACCAUGAUAUUGAGAACCCUGCUGUUGGAGCUGGUUCUUUUACAUAUGCAUGCCUCUUAAGUGGCGCAGCCUGCUUAGGUACAAUCGGUAGGGGUGAACAAAUUCAUGCCCUCAUAGUGAAGUCAGGGUUCGGAACCGAUUUAUGCAUUAAUAAUGCUUUAAUCUCUAUGUAUUCCAAGUGCGGAAUCAAAGAAGCUGCUCUGCAGGUCUUUAAUGACAUGGGGCAUCGCAAUGUAAUAACUUGGACCUCUAUCAUAAGUGCUUUGGCAAAACAUGGAUUUGCUACAAAAGCUUUAGAAUUGUUCUAUGAAAUGCUUGAAAUAGGUGUAAAGCCUAAUGAGGUCACUUAUAUUGCGGUUUUAUCAGCCUGUAGUCACGUUGGUUUGAUUGAUGAGGCUUGGAAACACUUCAAUUCUAUGCAUUAUAAUUAUGGUAUCAGUCCAAGGAUGGAACAUUAUGCAUGUAUGGUUGAUUUGCUUGGUCGAUCUGGAUUGCUUGUAGAAGCUAUUGAAUUUAUUACUUCAAUGCCUUUUGAUGCUGAUGCAUUGGUAUGGCGUACGUUUCUUGGUUCUUGUCGGGUUCAUCGUAACACCAAACUUGGAGAGCAUGCUGCAAAAAUGAUUCUUGAGAGGGAACCUCAUGAUUCAGCUACCUAUAUAUUAUUGUCAAACUUGUAUGCGUCAGAAGGGAGGUGGGAUGAUGUAGCAGCAAUAAGAAAAUGCAUGAAACAGAAAAAAUUGAUAAAAGAAACAGGUUAUAGCUGGAUUGAAAUCGACAACCAGAUACACAAAUUCCACGUAGGGGAUACUUCACACCCCCAGGCUAAAAUGAUAUAUGAUGAACUAGAUGAAUUGGCUUUAAAAAUAAAGAACUCGGGUUAUAUCCCAAAUACAGAUUUUGUUCUUCACGAUGUGGAGGAUGAACAGAAGGAUCACUAUCUGUUUCAACACAGUGAAAAAAUUGCUGUGGCAUUUGCUCUUAUAAGUACCCCGAAACCAAAACCUAUUAGAAUAUUUAAAAAUCUUCGAGUUUGUGGGGACUGCCAUACGGCAAUGAAGUAUAUAUCAAUAGUUACUGGAAGAGAGAUAGUAGUCAGAGAUGCAUACCGGUUUCAUCAUGUCAAGAAUGGGAAAUGCUCUUGCAAUGAUUAUUGGUAAAUGAUUCUAUAUGCAUUCGAUUGUGGUUAAACUUGGAAAUUUGAGGGUAUACAAGGAAACUUGAACCCACAAGCCAAUUGCUAUUGUUAGAGGCAUCUGUUUAUCCAUCUUUAUUUUUUUUUUCAUGAUAAGGGUAGAUGCAGCGUGUACGAUAUACCAUUUUCUUGUUUACCGUGGAGGUUAUUCCCUCUACAUAUUAUUCUAAAGUAGCCAUAUCCUCUUCUCUUUUUUUCUUUUCUCUACUUCUCAAAAUGUCAUGUCAUCCCCCCUCCCACAUUAUUGAUCUAAAGGCCAUCAUGGAUAUGAUUCGAAGUUAUAGGUUGAGAAAUCGAGCUACUUGACUAAUCUAAUUGCAAGGCAAAACCGUAAACGCAUGUUGAUGACUUCUUACGGUACUAUUGUGUUCUAAAUACUUUGAACAUCUUCCUUCCUUUUUAGCAAAGAGUUUCUUUUUUCUUUUUAAUGAAAAUGGUAUAAUUUUAUACCAAUUUUAUCAAAAUAGGUAGAUUAUAACAAAAUUACCACUUUUUGGUGAGUAGUAUUUUGCAGGUAUGGCUUUUUGCACAUAAGUGGUAUUCCAUACUCAUGAUUUCUUACUAAAUACAAAGAAGACGCGCACACGAGAAAUUUGAAUUUCAAAAUAUGAUACUAUCAAGUUGUCUUUGUAGAAGAUGACAUUCAAUUUUUCUAGAAAUAAGUAAUUCAAGAGAUGGUGAGUUUAACUCAAAACCAGAACAUUGAAGUAGCGUGUCCAGAGGACGAGUUUCAUUUUUCUUUUUUUCAAAUUCUAAGUCAUAGUGUGCAUGACUAUAGCUCAAAACCGUUCCAUAUUGAAAUUGUGUGUGCAGAAAACGAGUUUCAAUUUCUUUUAAAUUAGAAUUUGUGCCUUGUUUGCAUGCCUUUUGCUCACUGUGAGUGUUGUAAUUCUCUCUCCGCCUAAUCUCGUAGUUGUUUCUUCAUUCUCAUUUCCCUUUUCAAAUUUUCAUUACCUCACUUUCCUACUUCAAAUUUGACUUUCAAUUCAUCAUUACCACAUUCCCUUUU